AUGUCGCUCCCGCAGCAUUGGUCGGACAUUCAAAGGCAUGUCCUGGAUCGCGGUGUAUGGACACGAAUGCACGCACGGAUGUCUGCCCGCUCUAGAGUCACGAACCUGGGUGUCGCAUUACUAACUUGUGCCCUUAUAAUUUCAUUGCUUUUCAACACCAGAAGCCGUAAGGUAUAUGUUCCUGUCGUAUCAAAUGUUCAAUCUGCUGACGAACACCCGGCCUUCAACAUACACCUGCGCGAUUCUGUGCCUGCAUACCCUGGUGCUCAGGAGUCUCCACUGACACAUUUGGUUAUAGUGGCAGGUCAUGCCAUAUGGAAAGGAGAUGACCCAGCACUUAUUAUGAAUGACACAAGCUGGCUACUUGAAGACUAUCAGCGAGGAGGAAGCGUGAAAACCUUCGUCAAGCAUAUUGAAGAGGGAUUAAAAAUCGCUGUUGAAGACAAGUCUAGUUUGCUCGUGUUUAGUGGUGGUCAGACUCGUCGACAGUCGUGGAAAACAGAGGCCGAAUCUUACUAUCAUUUAGCCCUGACAAUGUCUAAAGGAUUGCCAUUUUUUAGCGAUUCACAAGAAGACCCAUCUCAGUCUCGUCUGCCAUUUGAGCCACUCGACAAAUCCGAGACAGCGCGUGCCUCACGCUACAUGAGUACUAAUGAGCAUUUCGACCUUGGCCGCUUGCGAAUGACAACGGAAGAUUACGCUUUGGACAGCUUCCAGAAUUUUCUGUUCAGUAUUGCUCGGUUUUAUGAGUUCACCGGCACAUAUCCCCAAAAGAUUACAGUGGUGAGUUAUGAGUUCAAGAAGCGUCGCUUUGUCGAUUUGCAUGCACAUGCUCUUCGUUGGCCCUCGAACAAGCUGAUUCCUGGCGGUACACAACGCCUAAAUUACGUGGGCAUCGAUGAUGAGCCGAACAGUCCUUCCAUACCCAAAUUGCAUGAUUCUGCAUAUGAUCUUUUCGAGGUCGAUAUGUAUGGUUGCUAUGGACGACUGUUGGAAAAACGCAGGAAGCGAAAUAGUGGCCGUCGCCUCCCUCCCUACUCAAGCACGGCACCUGAGCUUGCGGGCCUUGUGGAUUGGUGUCCUGCCAUUAAUUCUCGCUUGAGAGGCUUGUACCCAGGCUGGCUUCCCUGGGACCCACGUGCCUCCACUGGCCUGGGGCGUGGUGCACAAGUGAUACUUGAGCAAAAUGGUGGCAAGUUCGUGAAAGCAGAAUAUUUGCCGGACGGCAAGAAGAUUGUCUAG
This is a messenger RNA of Malassezia restricta, 1242 nucleotides long. RefSeq names its product DUF218 domain protein. NCBI's taxonomy places the organism in Eukaryota, Fungi, Basidiomycota, Malasseziomycetes, Malasseziales, Malasseziaceae. The coding region runs from base 1 to 1242 and encodes 413 amino acids. The transcript has a single exon. Gene Ontology annotation, cellular component: cytoplasm. The record is from RefSeq and is a predicted model, not a curated record.